Molecule: messenger RNA, 204 nt
Organism: Eubalaena glacialis (North Atlantic right whale)
Lineage: Eukaryota; Metazoa; Chordata; Mammalia; Artiodactyla; Balaenidae
Gene: DEFB123
Product: defensin beta 123
Exons: 2
Coding region: 1-204 (67 amino acids)
Biological process (GO): innate immune response
Cellular component (GO): extracellular region
Source: RefSeq, a predicted model, not a curated record
AUGAAGCUCCUUUUGCUGACUCUGGCCGCACUGCUGCUCUUGUUCCAGCUCACUCCAGGUAGCGCCCUAAAAUGCUGGAAUCUUCAUGGCAAAUGCCGCCAGAACUGUUUCAAGAAGGAAAGGGUCUAUAUUUACUGCACAAAUAAUAAAAUGUGCUGUGUGAAGCCCAAGUACCAGCCAAAAAACCUUCCAUGGAAAGUUUAA